Molecule: messenger RNA, 1640 nt
Organism: Trifolium pratense (red clover)
Lineage: Eukaryota; Viridiplantae; Streptophyta; Magnoliopsida; Fabales; Fabaceae
Exons: 7
Coding region: 388-1215 (275 amino acids)
Source: RefSeq, a predicted model, not a curated record
AGAAAAUUAGAAUUAGGAUAGAAAAUUCAAUAAUUGGAUAAGUUGAUUUUAUGACGAAGGAAAGGAGAACACCAACGUGGACUAAAUCGAAAAAAAAGAACACCAACGUGGGUACUGGGUCCUACAUGAAUCAAAUUGAAUCAAAACUUCCAACACGACCACGACGAACAAACCAGUUAGUUUUGUUUCGCUUCUUUUGUAGUUUUGAAGUAGUAAUGAACUAGGAAUAAGUCAAAUCAAAGAUCAAAACCCAACCUCAACAACGAGACAAUAUUCCCCUUUCAUAGAGCCACCCAAUUCUGUUUUUUCUUUUGUCCACAAAGACACUGUUUCUUUAUCUGUUUCAUUUUUUUUCCUUCUUUUGGGCGGCGAAGAAGUGAAGUUAGAAUGAGGAGAAUUAUGGGUUAUGUGAUGAAUCAUCGUUGGAAAAGAUGGAAGAGAAAUCAUCGCAUAUGGGGUGCAAUUGCAAUAUUUAUAUGUUGCAUGUGCUUAAUCUUGUUCACUCCUGCAAUCCCUCGUUCUCCUAAUCAACACCAAUUUGCUGAUGUGCGCAAUCUUCUUGGAGUACCAAAUACAUUGAACGUGAUGACAAAUUUCCCAUUUUUAGUUGUGGGUGUUUUGGGCUUUGUUUUUGCCUUGGAUGGAGGUUUCUUCAACAUAAGUUCUCAAGGAGAGGUAUGGGGUUGGGUAGUAUUCUAUGGUGGGAUGAUAGGGGUGGCUUUUGGCUCUACUUAUUACCAUUUGAAACCUGAUAAUCACCGCGUGAUUUGGGACACUUUACCGAUGAUGGUUGCCUUCUCCUCGCUUUUGUCUUGUUUGAUUUUUGAGAGAUUCGGCCAAAGGACUGGUUCAUCUUCUAUGUUUGCACUCUUAGUUUCUUCCAUUCUUUGUGUACUUCAUGAACGAAUUUAUAAUGAUACCCGGUUCUGCAUGAUGUUCCAGCUGAUUCUGCCUCUAGCUAUUCCGGCAAUAGCAUUUAUGUACCGCUCCAAAUAUACUCACUCAGGAUACUGGUUUUUGUCUACAGGGAUUUAUCUGCUAGCAAAAAUUGAAGGUGCUGGUGACAGGAGAAUCUACCGUGUAAAUCACUACUUUAUCACCGGGCAUUCAUUGGAACACUUGUGUUUAGCAUUGAUUCCGUUUUUACUAAGCAUAAUGCUCAUCUACAGGGAACUCAAGUUUCAAAGGUUAGUUGAUCUUAAAGAUCGGCCGUGAAGAGUCAUAGAGAAUCGAUGAUUGUUCAACAGUUCCGAAGCUGAAGUAAUCAAAGAAAUGUGAUCAGUGAAAACGCGUAAGAUUCUGAAAACCAUGGUCAGUAACUAGUUUAGCUGUAUAGUCGGGGUUAAAUUCCUUUACCCGUACAUGACACAAUUUCUGUUAACAUAGAACAACACUUGAUAUUUUUACUGUCAUUGAUCCCUGCCCUUGUGAAUAUUGGAGCUAUUGUUGGAGCAUAUUGAUUCAUCAAAGUGAUUAUCUGAGAUAUUGAAAAUUCUGUAUUUAGUCUCUAUUUAGUCUGUAUUCAUUUUAUAUUAUUUUUAAAUUUGUUUUGUUAGAUGUGAGAACAACUAACAUGGCAGAGUAGAAUGGUUUGUGGAUUUGUGAUCUACUUAAGAUUAUGGAUCUUAUAUUCUAUGUUU